Tricharina praecox is the source of this 1895-nucleotide messenger RNA. Its product is annotated as carboxylesterase. The record is from RefSeq and is a predicted model, not a curated record. The coding region runs from base 145 to 1725 and encodes 526 amino acids. Lineage: Eukaryota; Fungi; Ascomycota; Pezizomycetes; Pezizales; Pyronemataceae. The transcript is spliced from 3 exons.
CGUAUAUAUUAGCAAUCGCCACAAGUCGCUCGGAAUCGCCCCGCCAUACCACACCCACCACACACACACAGUCGUUGCCGUACUGCGCUCCCUUUCCAAAGCAUUCGAACGACGAGCGAGCGAGCGGGCCACCACCACAAAGAAAUGGUCGACCUCGCUGCAGUAUGGUGCUACCUCUCCGUGGCCGCCUCGGUGAUCACGGGAAACCCGGCGCUGUGUGAUGGCGCGCCCACGGCACUCACGAUCACCAAUGCAGUCGUCCGCGGACUCGUCGAGAAUGGCAGUUACGUGUGGCGAGGGAUCCCGUACGCGGAGUCGACGGCCGGCGAGAAUAGAUGGAAACCGCCGCAACCUCUCAAGAAGAAGAAGAAACCGUCCUUCUUCAACGCUACGAGCUAUGGCUACACCUGUCCGCAGGCCUACCGCGACGACUUUGAGUUCUCGCCGCAAGACGAAGAUUGCCUCAACCUCAACAUCUGGGCGCCCUCCAAGGGGAAGAAGCUGCCAGUAUUCGUUUACAUAUAUGGCGGGGCAAUGGUAACGGGGAGCAACAGCAAUCCCGGUCUGACGGGGGCCAACUUUGCCAACAAGAGCGUCGUGUACGUCAACCUGAACCACCGCGAGAGCGUAUUUGGCUUCCCGAACUCCCCCGAACUCGACGGGGUGCAGAACUUCGGAAUUCAGGAUGUGACUGCGGCGCUGGACUGGGUGCACGACAACAUCCAGGCGUUCGGCGGCGACCCUGAGCGCAUCGUCCUGGGCGGCCACUCCUCGGGCUCGGUGAUGGUCGACCACUACCUCUGGACGCACCCGGACACCUGGCUCGCCGGCGCCCUCGAGAUGUCCGCCAACGCCGUCUCCGGCCCACCAUACGCCCCCGCCGGGGUCGGCCUCUCCGCCAUCGCCGCAGAGGUCGGCUGUCCUACUAGCGGCAGCGGCCAGCUCGCCUGCCUCCGCAAGAAGAGUGUCGCCGAGAUCGAGACGGCCACGUUCAACAGCACGACGAACACGUGGUUCGCGCCUGUCGUCGACGAGACAACCCACUUCUCGUCGUACACUGACCGCGCGUUCCCCACGCACGUCCCCCUCCUCGUCGGCAGCACCGCGAACGAAGGCGCCCUAUUCUCAUACGUGUACAGCGGGAUCAACAAUCCGUUCACCUCCUGGAUCCGCACGUUCGACGCGGCGAUGGCGCACAUUCCUACAGCGGAGCUUCUCGCGGCCUACAAUACCAGCGCUUUCCCCAGCAUCGCGGCAAUGAGCGGCCAGUCCUACGGCGACGUGCGCUUCGAGUGCGCGACCGACUACAUGGUCGACGUGCGCGCGCGCUCCACUGACGUGUGGCGCUACAAGUGGCUCGGCGACUUCGACAACGUGCUCGGCAUCGCGGGCACGGGGCCUACGCACGGCAGCGAGGUGCCGUUUUUCCACGGCGGCGGCGCCGCAUGGGCGGAUAAUAUCCGCGACACCGUCACGGUGCAUCAGCAGGCGCUCGCCGAGUCUGUCCACGACUGGUUCGUCAGGUGGAUCAAGAAUCCGAGCGCCGGGCCGGGGUGGGCGAAGACUUCGCCUGGCAGCGGCGUGGUGGGCCGACUGGGGCUGAGGGGCGCACUCGCCGCUGUAGUCGGAGACGGUGAAAGUGCGGACUAUAACGAUAUCUGCCAGAGCCUGUACAAUCAGUACUACCCGAAGUUUCCUGUAGUGCAGGAUCCUACAAAGCUGUAGAAGCUGUGAACACCUAAUGUAAUGUGGCAUACAAACAUAACAUCUAUUCCUUUUAAUCGUCUGGUUACAUAUAAUUCCCCUCCAUUCUUUAGGGUCAGAGACCUUGUACAUACUUAGAUAACUACAUAUACCGGUAGACUACGGGCGUUUUUUUUUUGUUUGUUUAUUUG